Microthlaspi erraticum is the source of this 384-nucleotide messenger RNA. NCBI's taxonomy places the organism in Eukaryota, Viridiplantae, Streptophyta, Magnoliopsida, Brassicales, Brassicaceae. The record is from the annotation of a GenBank genome assembly.
AUGGUAUUUGAGACGGACUGUUCCGAUGUGGUAAAGAUGGUGUCUAAACGAGAGGAGUGGCCGGCUUUUGCGAUACUUCUUGAUGAGGUCGACAGAUGCAAAAUGGGGUUCACCUCAUUUUCCAUUGUCCACAUACCCAUGACGAACAACACGAAGGCAGAUAAGAUGAUUUGCAAUGCGUGCGAAAGCGAUGAAAUCGAAGGGGAAGAAGAAGGUUAUUUCUACUGUCAGAAAUGCGGCGUUCGAGGGGAAGGUAUAAUCGGAACAGCCGUCAACGACGACGAUUUAAUCGGAGGUACUCGCGGCGCACUGUAUCAACAAGCAAACGCUCGCCGUCUACCACCACAACUAAUCGAUGCUCCUCAGCAGCCUAUACACACAUAG